AACAAGAAUUUGAAGAUACCAAAACCUUCCCCACCAAUUACACCCAAGAACCCCCCCCCAUCUUAUUCUUUACCUUAAACACAAAACAUUAAAUAGGAAAUACAAUCGUUGCCAUUCUCGCCGAAUGUUGUCGCUCCCCGAGCACCAACCACAUGCAGCCAACUACUCGCAAAAAAAAGCUACAUGAUCCGCGCAAACCCACCAACCCCCUCAUUUGGGCCGCAGCCAUAAUCUGCGCCGUCAUAGCUGUGGUAGUGAUAGUCGUCGGCAUCGUCGUGUUUGUUGGGUACAUGGCCAUACAUCCAAGGGUGCCUUUCAUCUCCGUCACGUUCGCCCAUCUCGACACCAUACAAUAUAAUCAAGCCGGCCAACUUGAAACCCAGGUGACCGUUGUUCUGACGGCGGAGAAUGAUAACGCAAAAGCCCAUUCGAGUUUUUCCGACACCAGCUUCAUUCUCAGCUUUCAGGGGCUUCAGAUCGCGAAACUUGUCGCCGAGCCGUUUGAUGUGAGGAAAAAUAGUUCCACCCAUUUUAAUUAUGUGGUUCAAUCGUCUCAAAUACCGUUGGACCCUACUCGGAUGGAGGAAGUCGACCUGUCGUUGAAGCAGGAUCAGAUUACGUUCGAUUUGAAAGGGAGCUCACGCGCUCGAUGGAGAGUCGGGUUGGUUGGGUCGGUGAAGUUCGUCUGCCACCUGAAUUGUCAGCUCCGGUUCCGUCCGUCGAACGGAACUUAUAUAAGAUCACGUUGCAGCUCCAAAUCUAAGUGACUUUUUCUCUUUUUCUUAAUUUGUUGCUAAUUAAUGAACACAAAUUGCUA
Messenger RNA from Alnus glutinosa, 817 nucleotides. RefSeq names its product NDR1/HIN1-like protein 12. Gene Ontology annotation, cellular component: plasma membrane. Lineage: Eukaryota; Viridiplantae; Streptophyta; Magnoliopsida; Fagales; Betulaceae. The record is from RefSeq and is a predicted model, not a curated record. The coding region runs from base 153 to 767 and encodes 204 amino acids. The transcript has a single exon.